Messenger RNA from Mytilus californianus (California mussel), 3243 nucleotides. RefSeq lists its product as uncharacterized. The transcript is spliced from 10 exons. Lineage: Eukaryota; Metazoa; Mollusca; Bivalvia; Mytilida; Mytilidae. The record is from RefSeq and is a predicted model, not a curated record. Bases 77 to 1417 code for a protein of 446 amino acids.
UGAUGUCAUAUAUGAAGUCAUGUAAGGAAAUUAUUAAAAUAUACUUCAUCAAAAUAUAGUCAUUCAUUUAACAGAAAUGAAUGAUAUAACGCAGCUAUAUAUUUUGCUCAUUUUAAUCUCAGUUUCUGGAUGUUCAGUCUUCAUCGGAUUCCCAGAAAGUAGCUGGGCAACUAGUUCAGAUGUGUGCUCUCUUCCAGUGAUAGAAAAGAUAAACACCACUGUCAUAUCUAAUAAAUCAUCAAAUUACAUGGAUUAUAAGAAAGCAGAAAAAGCUUGGACUGGAACAGUAAUUAAAUACACAAAAUGGGCUGCGUUUAUAGGAUGUGGCAGAAGUUUUUCACCUAUGGAUUCUGGGAUAAGUGUAAAAACGACUGAAGAUUGUUUAAGACAUUGUACUGAUGAUGCAUCUACUACCUACUUUAUAAUUAAGAGCUCUAGAUGCUACUGCCUUACUUAUAAACCUGUAAUUAACAUAGGUGACAUAAAUGACUGCAGAACAAAAUGUAGCAAUGCCAGCUACACUCCUUGUAGUUCCGGUCGGUCAGCUCUGGUGUUUACAUUUGUUGAAGAUUUAAACAUAGAGUCAACAAAACAGUAUAUAGAAAAAGAGUGUCUAACAACAACCAAAGACAAAAGCAAGUAUUUGAUCCGUGACUGCAAUGCAACAUAUUUAUUUGGAUGUAAAAAUACGUCAUCUGAGUUGAUACCCAAGUCAUGGUAUGAAUAUCAAGAGUUUUGUUUGAAACAGGGAAGUUCCGUACUGUACAAAAGAAAUACAAUAGGAAACAAGGCUAAAGCAGGCAUUUCUUAUUGGACUCCGAUUUUUAGGUCACAUACCGUGGUUAAUGGAAAACACACAGGAAAAGAAUUUUGUCUUGCCGUCUCAAAUGUGGAAUCGAAAUAUUUUAUUGUUGAAAAUUGUACAUUUCAGUUUCCCUUCCUAUGUUCAGGAGAUCAAAUGAAGAAUAUGAUCGAUAACAGUAAAUCAAAUGAAAGGUAUCCACGUUACAUAACUCUUCCUUUACCUGUGUUUGUUGCUGGUGGAAUUUUCAUCUUACUACUUUUGAUGAUUAUUAUAGUUCUAUUCUGCAAAUUGAAAAAGAGAAGACAUCCUUUAUUAAUUUUUUCGAAUGAAAUGAAAGAUGGGUUUCCGCGCGCUGCACUACCAUCCAAUAAAGUAGGACUCCGCGAUACUUACAUUGAUGCAAGUGAUGCUCCAACACGACCUUGGGCUGGAAGUUACAAUGAUGUUUAUGAUGAUGUUCACAAGGGUUUUAUAAUCAAACUUAAUGAUAAUUCAUAUGACAACCUACUAUUCCGGAUAUUGAUGAAAACAAUUUACUGUACAUAUCAUAAUUUUGUAUUUAGGAUGUUUUCAUUUUUCAAGUUAUAUUUAACAACCACAAAGACAAAUUGAUAGUUCAUAAAGUUUUUUAAAUGAUAUUUGUUGUUGUCCUUAUUAUCCGUCAGGUGAUUACAAGGCAAAUAAAUAGACAUUUUUUUACCCACCACGUCAUGGUAUUCAAUAUUUAAAAAAGUAUAUUAUGCCAUUUGGCUAUAAGAACUUUGUUGACAUUAUCCUAAUCUUAUAUCUUAUAGAAUGGAAAUCAGUUAAAUUAACAUCUUAAUUUGUUCACAUGUAAUUGAGUUAAAUAGAGUUCAACUUACACUUUAAUAUAGGCAAUUUUAUUUUUUAAAUGAAGGAUAAAAAGAAAUGUUAUUAUAAUAAUAAAAAAUCGCUUGAUUUCUGAACUACGAAUAUAUGAGAUGUCGGGGAUGAAACAGCAACGAUUAAAAUCUUCAACACAAAAGAUGUAUCUAUACAACAUGCCAAGCUCAAAACGUCCCGAAUCUAACUAAGUUGAGACUUAUCUUAACAGAAACUAGGAAGGUAUGACAUCAUCACCAAACUCUACAGAGAGCAACAACGUUUUAAUUACGACACAAGAAAUCCACUAACGAGACUCCCAAACAGGCAUAUGAACAUGCAGCGGGAACAAUUUGUUUUAUGUAACGCCAUAAAAUGCAUAAUGGUGAUGACUACAGAUCGAGUUUGUGGCAGGGUCCAGAUGAUUAAUUUUUGGCAGAGUUAAUGCUCAUUGACGUUGAAAAUUUCAUGAUAAUUAUACUUAUCAACAUUUUUUGUAACGCCUGCUGAUCUGAAUCUGAUUUUUUGGAACUCAGUACAUACUAAGACUUAUUAAAAUUUCGGUUGAACAACUUUUCCUUUUCAAAAAUGCAUAAUGAAUUUUAGUUACGCAAUAUGAUAUUAGACACACUAUAAACUCAUGAACACAGUGUUGUCAGUGCAUGUUUCUGAAACACCCCAACCUCAUUCGAAUUUAAAGAAAUGCAUAUCUAGCAAUAAGGCAGCUGCGGUGACAUUUGUGUCGCAACUCCUCAUUUAAACUUCAAUCAGCGGACUUAAAAUAAGUACAUGCAAGUACAGGAUAGGUACUGAACACUAAACCAUGGCAAAAAAACGUACAAACUAGAAAUCCUGUCAGCAAAGCUCCAAAAAUGAUACCUCGCCCCAACAUAAAUGAAUUGCUAGUUGAUUACACUUUGAAAUGAAACUCGAUCAGUCAUGAAAAAUAUUUAACAAUAGGUACAACAAAUCUAUUCACUUCCUAUAUUUGACGUUCCGUUGGCCGAAAUUCAGAAUGUCUGAAAACAAGUAUUAACAUUUGUCCUCGGAUUUUAAUUUGCAUGAGCAAUACGAUCAGUGCGAUAGGUGAUAAAAGGGGUUCGUGUGGAUUUUGCAUUAGUUUUCUGUGUUGACCAUUUGUGAUGUUUUUAUUUCAUGUCUUGGCUGUUUCUAUAUGUAACUGUUAUCCUUUCAAUCUUAUACAUUCGGUCAUAAAAUUAAUUAAUUUAUUUGUACGUACCGAUUUUUAAUAGAAAUAAUGUUUUUUUAGUAAGACGAGUUACAUUUAUUUCAAUCCUGGUAUCUAUGAUGAGUUUAUUUACCAAUCCGCUAUUAUAGGGUGCAAGAUGAACUUCAGCGCACAGGUGACGAAGAUGAUGCUACGCUUCCGGGUGCCUAAUUUCAUUAAUGAUUUCUAUUUUUGUCCGUCCAUCUUUAGUUUUUCUAUGUAAAAUAUUGAUUAUUUGUUAGUGUUCCUCCUUUUGGCUCGGGUGUUGUCUCUAUACUUGACUUAUUUUUUUCAAUUACAUCUUAUUUUUUCCCUACAAAACCUAGAUUUUCUUAUUUCGUUCUUAUCAGGAAAAAAUUUGUGACCG